Molecule: messenger RNA, 1793 nt
Organism: Prorocentrum cordatum
Lineage: Eukaryota; Dinophyceae; Prorocentrales; Prorocentraceae
Source: the annotation of a GenBank genome assembly
CUGAGCCGUCGCGGCUGCUUCCCCAUUCGUUAUCCCGUCUGCUCCACGAUCUCUGUUGCACUCAUUUUGAACCACCCAGGAUACCCCAUAGAUGCAGAAGAGUGAGCCCGUAUCCAGCGUUGCAUCUCCGUCUCGUCUUGAUGUCGCCGCCACCGCCGCCGCUGCUGCCGCUGUUCCUCCUCUUCCUCAUCUGGCAUGUCCCCUGCUCCCCCUCAAGCCGUUUCGGCUCACGAUGGGAGGGGUUGCACAUCGUGUAAUUACAUUUCGCUGAUGUUGAUAGUUACCGAAACUCCAUAGGUUUUAACAAGCCUACAACAGCCAUGCGCGCCAGGUGCAUAUGCUUGCUUUUGUUCGUGCCCACGUGCAUGACUAGCGGUGCCAGGGAUCAGGCGCAUACCAUCGACGACACAACGGGCACCACUCUGCUGCAAAUUUCGGGAGGGGAGCGAUCUGACCCCCCCAGCACGUUCGAGGCGUGUGGCGAGACAUGGACGUACGGUGAGAUCGCCUAUUGGUCCCGCACUCCCACUACAGUCUCGCACGUCGCAUGCGCCUCCAGCGCGAACGAAGCGACCAUUGGCAUUUGCCGGACGGAUGGCAAGGGACACAAUUUUUACAGCGCUUGCAAGGAGGAACCAGCCAACAAGUGCGAUGGAUACUCCGACAUGUCCGAAAACCGGGGGCUCUGGUUCGUCUUCUGUAAGGAUUUGACGAGACCCACCCCGGCGCCCACCCCAGCUCCGACGGCCUCGCCGACGGCAACACCGACGGCAACGCCGACGGCCUCGCCGACAGCCUCCCCGACGGCCUCUCGGACGCCCUCCCCGACGGCCUCGCCGACGGGCUCGCCACCCGACGGGUUGCCCGACGGAGUGGUGAUCGCUCCUGGGGUCCUGCCGGCCGAGAAUUCGGACGGGCACUCUACCGCCCCUGGGGCCCCGCCAGGCGGAGAAACGGUCGCGGAAGGAACGCUCGACGCCUUCAAGUCCUCCGACGGCCUGGAGUCGUCAGAGGACGUCGCGGGCGUGCGCGACGACCCCCACGUGCGCAACCUCAACAACGAGCGCUUCGACAUCCGCCGGCCGGCCCUGUACAGGCUGCUGCGCGUGCCUCAAGACCAGAGGCUCCCGGCAAGCUUCGAGCUCAGUGCCGAGAUGGGGAGCGACGGCGCUUCACCGUGCGGCGUAUACGUGAAGAGCGCGAGCCUGAGCGGCGCGUGGCUCGGCGGGCGCACCCUGCGCGUGAGGCCGCUGGCCCGGAACAGGGCCGGGGCGAACACGGCGGGGAGCGAGACGGCCUGGAAUUUCUCGCUGCAGGUGUCCGGGCAGCCGUGGAGGUCCUUCGCCCGCGCGGAGGCGGGCGCCCUCGUGCGCGAGGCCACCACGGGCAGGCUCCAGACCCGGUUCCUGUGGAGGGAGCAGUACGGGCAGCGGGCGGAGGCCCAGGCGCUGGAGUUCCGCGUCGGCGAGGAAGCGCAGGCCACCAUCACCAUCUCGCAGGCCUCCCACCAGGCCCUCAACGUGGACGUGGCGCGCCUCUCGAGGCUCGGCGAGGCCCGCCUGGGCGGGGUCCUGGGCACCGAGGGCCACGACGCGGCGGCCGAGCAGGAGAGCUACGAGUGCAAGAUGGCGAGACACCAUGGGCCCACCCACCGGUGGGCCUCCUGGGCCGACGGCAGCACGCGGAGCUCGGCUCUCAGCGCGUCGUGGGGCUGAGUGGCGGGCCGACCUCAUGCGCAGAGCUCGCCCGCCUGGCCGUCUGGCCGUCCCCGCCCUCCCCCCUUCCCUAGGGAU